Alternaria ethzedia is the source of this 327-nucleotide messenger RNA. RefSeq lists its product as uncharacterized. Gene Ontology annotation, biological process: mitochondrial electron transport, cytochrome c to oxygen; mitochondrial electron transport, ubiquinol to cytochrome c. The record is from RefSeq and is a predicted model, not a curated record. Gene Ontology annotation, molecular function: heme binding; electron transfer activity. Lineage: Eukaryota; Fungi; Ascomycota; Dothideomycetes; Pleosporales; Pleosporaceae. Gene Ontology annotation, cellular component: mitochondrial intermembrane space. The transcript has 4 exons. Bases 1 to 327 code for a protein of 108 amino acids.
AUGGGUUUCGAGCAGGGCGAUGCUAAGAAGGGUGCCAACCUCUUCAAGACCCGCUGCGCUCAGUGCCACACCCUGAAGGAGGGCGAGGGCAACAAGAUCGGCCCCAACCUACACGGUCUCUUCGGCCGCAAGUCCGGCCAGGUUGAGGGUUUCUCAUACACCGACGCCAACAAGCAGAAGGGUGUUGAGUGGGGCAACGAGACUCUCUUCGAGUACCUCGAGAACCCCAAGAAGUACAUUCCCGGAACCAAGAUGGCUUUCGGUGGUCUCAAGAAGCCCAAGGACCGCAACGACUUGAUCACCUUCCUCCAGAACGAGACCAAAUAA